Molecule: messenger RNA, 1855 nt
Organism: Styela clava
Lineage: Eukaryota; Metazoa; Chordata; Ascidiacea; Stolidobranchia; Styelidae
Source: RefSeq, a predicted model, not a curated record
CUAACUAAUUUAAUACCUUUGUUUCAGUAAAAAUUUAGCAUUUUUUGCUGUCGUAAGGUUGACGCUGCUUUUUGGCAGCUAUAAAUCCAUAAUACGAUGGUGAAGAAUAUAUUCGUCAUUAUAUUACCAAUUUUGGGGAUACAAUUUCAAAUUUGCGAUGGAAGUAUUCUCAGUAAAACUGCCCCUCGUGGUACAAACUGUGUUGAAUUUAGAACUCUAUUAGAAAAAUCGUUUGUUGAAGCGGCAUCAUUGUUCUUCGCUGAUAACCCAAAUCCAAAUCGACCCCAGUUUACACCAUCAAUGGUGAAGCCCCUUGAAGCACAAAUUUAUAUAAAGAAUAUUAUGGAGAAGGAGCGUCCCACAUGCAUUCAAACGAGUGAUCGUAGAUAUUUUACAAGCUGAUCCUGGAUGUGAAGACAAUAGAACGAGACAAAGUGAUACUCAGAUCGGAAAUAUACAAAUAUGCAAAAGAACAAAAUUUUGGUAUUGCAAGGAAAAAGUUUGGAUUACUUCUGUACAGAGAUAUGUCUGAUUUUGGUGAUGUCAAUUGGAUUGAUUAUAGAUGUAUACUUAGUAAGGACGUAGAUCUAGCUGAGGGAAUAAUAGCGUCAGAAAUAUCCAGGCUACGAAGAGGAAUCGGCGACUGGACAUUUGGAAAAUUCUUUGCCCUCGGUGUUGGAACAACUCUUGCAUUUGCUAUUGAUGAUACGGGAAGUAUGUCAGAAGAAAUUGAUGCAGCUAGACGAAGGUCACAUUUGUUAAUCGACGAACGUGCUGGAUCAGUUGAUCAACCAACAAAUUUUGUUCUGGUUCCUUUCAACGACCCAAAAGUUGGACCUGUGACGUCAACUGGUGAUCCUAACAGACUGAAAGAAGCUUUCAGAAGUGUUUACGCUCAUGGAGGAGGCGAUUUACCGGAACUUAGUAUGAAAGGAAUUAGUCUCGCUUUGGAUAAAGUUUUAGCAGGAUCGACAAUUUACGUGAUUACUGACGCAGAGGCCAGAGACGCAGAGCUACAGGAUCAGAUUAUUGCCACUGCUAACAGAAAAAUGGUUAAACUGGUAUUUCUCUUAACCAACAAAAUGUCAACUUGGCUUUGUGCUGGAUUUUCAUCGACAAGGCGAUUGGCUGCCUGCCGAGAUCCGUCACUCAAGCUUGGCUUCGAGUUAUAUCAACAUCUGGCCAAUAGUACUGGAGGCGAAGUAUUAGUUGUUCGCAGAAAAGAUAUUUUCAAAUCAACCGGUCUUCUAGACGUAGCCCUGCAGCAUGGGAUAGUCAAUUUGGAACGAAGAACCAUAACCAACGGCGAUUCCGGAUUUGAGCUUUUUGUUGAUUCUGGUCUGAGAGAACUAUAUGUUGAAGCAACAGGAGCAUGCGAUACUGUGAAAUUACGUUCUAAUGGAGCGCAAAUACAAUUUGAGAGAUCUAUUAAAGUAGCAGAAUUGUUUAUUGGAAGCAUCAACGUGACAAAAUAUGGAAAGUAUAGACUCAAUGUUAAAACUACUGGAAUAUGUAGAGUGAAGGUAACAGGAAAGAGUACAAAAAGUUUUGUUCAAUCUUUAGCAAAAGAAAUUGGAAAUGUGACAACGACCCAAUGUUUGAAAGUUAUACAUUAUCAACCAGUAUCAACUGAAAAAGUUGUUGUUCUGGCGAUAUGUAUGGACUGAACACUGACGAUGUUGUUAGAACAGUUUCAUUUGUUGAUGUAAAGACCGGUGAAUCCGUAUACUCUUUCAGAGUACCAGAUGGGAAAAAGAGACACUUCCGUGUCAAACUCGAAUCAUUUGCUGAUCGAAAGUUACUUGCAUAUGUGAGUGGAAUAGAUGCGGGAGGAUUUCAAUUUAGACGACUCGCU